GCGCUUUACUUUAAAAGAGUGAAUUUGCUCUCGGUCAGAAGGAUCCGACCCAGCUAAAACCCCAUUUCCAUUUACCGUUGACGGAGCGCAAAAUUCUUACUCUGCGCACAAGAAGCAAUUACUGCUUAAUUCUGUAGAACCCCGGAGAAUUCCCUUGAAUUUAGCUUCCUUUUCGAGUUUUAAGGGUCAUCUCAUUGUUUGUGUUCACCAUACUACGUUACUACGUUACUUUAUCUGUAAAUUUCUUUUUUUUUUGUUUUCGUUUUCCUUCGUCUUUUUCUCUUUCGUAAUUUUCUUCUUUUCUCCAGCUCUUGCUCUCCAUAAAGUGCACUUCAACUCUUUCUCCUUCUUGAAUCGUUACAAUGAGGUCUCGUCUCGUUCCUUGGUUCCUUGUUACGUUAUUCCUUUCACUGCGCAUGAGUGUGGCUAUGGGCGAUCAUUGUCUGAUGGGCCGAAAGACAAACAAGGACGCAGAAGACAACGACAUCUGUUCGCUUCAUCAUCCUGUUACCGGUGAAUUCUACAGUCUUCACGAUCUGGAACGCACGAACGUGUCCGAAAAAGGUGACUACAAUAUCAAUGGCUUUGACUAUGGAUACAACUUCUCCAUGAACCUCUGUAACACUAUUGUGAAUGACGUUUCAAAUUUCACAAUUGUCGGUAACAUUCCUGCCAGCAAUAUUGGCGCAUACUACAUUGACAGGGAAGAAAACCUUUACUCUUUGGGAAGUGUCCGCGAGAAGCCAGUGUUUCGCGGUCGCAAGUUGGUAAUGCAAUUCAACAAUGGUUCUCUGUGCCCCGGUUCACGUACGAUUCGCAAGAGUGCAUUGCUCAGCUUUACCUGUAAUCGUGACCCUUACACGCAGUCUGGUAUUUCGUACAUUGGCAACCUGAACGAAUGUGCUUACUUCUUCGAGUGGAAGACUAUGAUUGCCUGUCCCACAGGCAGAAAGGAUUCUUCAAUGGGACCGUUUGGUGUCUUUGGCGUAUUGACGUGUAUUGGUCUUGUUGCUUAUUUAGUCGGAGGCUGUGUGUACCAGCGUGUUGUGAUGCGUGCGACUGGUUUGCAACAGAUUCCAAACUUCGACAUGUGGUAUUCCAUCUUUAGCUUCGUUAAGGACAUGAGCAUUGCCAUUGUAGCAAGUUUGUGUACUUUUAUUUCUGCUAUCCUUCCUUUUAAGAGAUGGAGAGCGAGAAAUAAUCUUGGCUUUUAUCACAGAACCGAAGACUCGCUAAUUGAUGACAUUGAUGAAGUAUAAACAUCAGUUUCAUCCUGUUAAUCUUUUCAACUUACUUUCAUGAACCUUUCAAAACUAGGAUGCUUAUUCCCCAUUGUCUUACUAAUGACCUUGAAUAUAAUACACUACAGUAUCCGGCGCUUGCUGCAAACUGUGUUUUUUUUAUUGGAA
Molecule: messenger RNA, 1409 nt
Organism: Schizosaccharomyces japonicus yFS275
Lineage: Eukaryota; Fungi; Ascomycota; Schizosaccharomycetes; Schizosaccharomycetales; Schizosaccharomycetaceae
Product: cation dependent mannose-6-phosphate cargo receptor
Exons: 2
Coding region: 363-1259 (298 amino acids)
Cellular component (GO): endomembrane system
Source: RefSeq, a predicted model, not a curated record